Molecule: messenger RNA, 1667 nt
Organism: Vitis riparia (riverbank grape)
Lineage: Eukaryota; Viridiplantae; Streptophyta; Magnoliopsida; Vitales; Vitaceae
Product: transcription initiation factor TFIID subunit 7-like
Exons: 3
Coding region: 290-1291 (333 amino acids)
Biological process (GO): male meiosis II
Source: RefSeq, a predicted model, not a curated record
AGAGAGCAGCAAUUUUGGAAAGCAGUGUAGGAGACACGGCUGCUUUAAUUGGACUCAUCCUUUUCCCCUUCAUCAUUAUUCCUACCCCCCAACGUUCCUAUUUUUCAAAAACAUCUUUGGAGCCAAUUCUUUCAAAUUUCUCUCUCUCUCUCUCUCUCUAUCUUUGUCUCUCGUGUUUGAGUCUCUAGUUUCUACUUUGUAUUUGAGGCAGGCACUCUCACCAUGAAAACCCUCUAGAAAACAUUCUUCCUCAACAAGGCAGUCUUAGAAGAGACAGACCAGACCUCCAAUGGGGUGCUUUCUUGGAUGUUUUGGAUAUUCUGCCAAACACAAACGCAGAAAACCCGCACAUAAAUUUCUACAGGGAGAACAGGGGCUUGGAUGUUAUGAACCUCUGGAAUCUUCCAUCUCUGUAAAACUCGACGUGACAGAGAAACCCAUCACCUCAGAUUCUGAGUUCAGAGAUAAACCUAAGGAGCGAUCAAGCUUAAGAAUUCGAAAGAAGGUUAGCUUUAAUUUGAAUGUCACAACCUACGAGCCUAUACCAACAGACGACAACAGUACAGAUAAAUUUUUGGGGAGUGAUGAGGAGAAAAGCUGGGCAAGGGGCAAAGAAGAAACAGAAAAAGAAAGACCAUCCCCUGAAGGGGAGUCAGUUGCCUCAGGAACGAGAUCUUACCCCUUGAAUUAUAGAUAUCACAAUUGUGAAGACAGCUUUGAUGAGAAUGAGGACUUGGAAUAUGAAGAAAAUGAUCUGGAUGAUGAAGAUGAGAAUGAUGGCGAUAAGGAUGAGGAUGAUGAUGAUGAUGAUGAUGAUGAUGAUGAAAGUGAUGGUGGGGGCAAUGUGGAUGAUCUAAAAACAAGGCAAGAAUUCACUAAAUUCUGCUCUGCUCCUACGGAAUCUCAGAAGGGAGUCACUUUGACUCAAAUGGCUGACGAGAAGACAAACAAUCUUAUGUCCCUUCAUGCUUCUCAAGAUCAACAACUGAAAGCGGUAGGGUUGAAUAAAAAUGCUCGAGAUAGGAGCCAAUAUGUAUAUUCUGUACUGAACCCAGUUGAAAAUCUCACUCAAUGGAAAGAAAUCAAGGCAAAAUCAAAACCACCAUUAAAGAAUCAGAGAAAAGAGAAUAUUGCCAUAGUGCAAUCACCACAGGCACCUUUCAAUUUUAAAGCUAACAAGCCUCUGUUGCUUGAAAGCCCGGUUGAUGCCAGCCUCUCAAAUUGGUUGGGUUCAUCAGAAAUCAUGCCAUUAAAAGAAAAGUGUGGGAAGACUGAUUUCAAAGGUUUCUGAAUCACAGACCACAGAAGACCUCCCAUGACUUCUGGAAUCAUAAGCAGACAGAUUGUGAAUUCAGACUGCCACAAAAGAGUACCGAACAAAAGAAAGCAACUGAUGUUGAUAUAGAGUUGAAAGAGGACCUUUGAACAGAAGAAUUGCAGAAGGUAGCUUAGUGAAGGUAGCAGUGUGAAAUAAUCUGGGAGUGGUUUUGUGUUCUAUUUCCCUGUCUCUGGUGUUUUGUAUUUGCAUCUUAUUGUAUCUUGAGUGAUGGUGUUGUUGGCUAAUCUUGUACUGUCAAAGAGACUUGGCUAUCUUUUGUUAUUCCUUGGAUUGCUUCUUGACCAAUAAUACAGUAUACUAUGUGAGAUAAAUUCUCAAUAGAUGAAGA